UGUACUGUGUCCGCAGUCUCUGGUCAUCCCCUUGUCCGCAGUCUCUGGUCAUCUCCUGUACUGUGUCCGCAGUCUCUAGUCAUCUCCUGUACUGUGUCUGCAUUUGUUCAUAGUUUUUUUUUUAAAACUAUAGUCUGGCCCUCCAACGGUCUGAGGGACAGUGAACUGGCCCCCUGUUUAAAAAGUUUGAGGACCCCUGCUGUAAAUCAUUGUAGCAGUCUGUGCUACAUGCAAUGAGAGCCGUGAUCUUCUGUGUUCUGUGAGAGUGACUUUCCCUCUGCACAUC
This is a messenger RNA of Staurois parvus, 286 nucleotides long. The record is from the annotation of a GenBank genome assembly. NCBI's taxonomy places the organism in Eukaryota, Metazoa, Chordata, Amphibia, Anura, Ranidae.